CCCACAUCAUCAUUUAAUCUCCAUAAUCACAACAUUCUCAAAAUCAGCAAUUAACAAUCUUUUAGCCUUCAAAAACCAUGGGUGUGUUGACAUAUACCGAUGAACACAUUUCCACCAUCCCUCCAUCAAGAAUUUUCAAGGCCUCAAUUAUCGACUCCCACAAUUUGAUGCCAAAACUCUUGCCAGAUGCAAUCAAAAGCGUUGAAUUUAUCAAAGGUGAUGGUGGGGCCGGAAGCAUUAAACAGAUUAACUUUGCAGGAGGUUUUGUGAAGCACGAAAUAGAUGAAGUGAAUGAGAAGACAUUCACAUACAAGUAUAGUUUGAUUGAAGGUAUGGGUAUAUCAGACAAGAUUGAAAAGGUGUCGUAUGAUAUUAAGUUUGAAGCUUCACCUGAUAAUGGCACCAUUGCGAAAAUGAUCACAACUAUUUACACCCAUGGUGAUUUUGAGCUCAAGGAAGAAGAACUAAAUGCAGGAAAAGAAAAGGUUUUAGGGCUUUACAAGGUUGUGGAAGGCUACCUCCUUAAAAACCCCGAUGCAUAUGUUUGAAGAUUCUCAUUGUUGUAGCCAUGUUUGGCAUUUUCAACAUUCACAGUGUUUUCUUGAAAUAAACAUCACAUCAUCAAUAAAGUUUGA
This is a messenger RNA of Lactuca saligna, 635 nucleotides long. Lineage: Eukaryota; Viridiplantae; Streptophyta; Magnoliopsida; Asterales; Asteraceae. The record is from the annotation of a GenBank genome assembly.